AUGUGGUAUACACCUUCCCGUCAAUUUCCUGGAGGUCUCACCAUAUCCGAGAUUGUCAAGUUUAUUCCCAAAUCAUGGAAACAUCCACUCAGUGCCGUCCCAAGAACUCACAAAACCGAAGAUGAAACAAUGCUGAUUGAGAGUCUUUUCAAAUCUCUCGGACAUUUCGCCAGCCACGGUCAUUUGCAUGACGCUUUCAAAACCUUUUCACUUCUUCGUCUUCAAUCCUCUUCUACCGUUUCGGGUGACAACACUUUGGAAUCCGCAGCUUCUCUUUUAUCAGCCUGCGUCGAUGUUCGUGCGUUUCUCCCAGGGCUGCAGAUUCACGCUCACUGUAUCUCCUCUGGUGUGGAGUAUCACUCCGCUUUAGUCCCAAAGCUGGUGACUUUUUACUCUGCCUUUGAUCUCCACAGUGAAGCUCUAUCGAUUAAUGAGAACUCUGGCAUUUUUCAUCCUUUACCUUGGAAUGUGCUCAUUGGCUCGUAUGCAAAGAACGAGCUUUUUGAGGAGGCUGUUUCUGCUUACAAGCGAAUGGUAAGUAAAGGAAUUAGACCUGAUGCUUUCACUUAUCCGUCUGUUCUUAAGGCUUGUGGUGAGACACUUGACUUUGCCUCUGGAAAGGUGGUUCAUGGAUCUAUUGAGGUUAGCUCUUAUAAGAGCAGCUUGUAUGUGUGCAAUGCGUUGAUCUCUAUGUAUAAAAGGUUUGGAGAUGUGAGUAAUGCUCGGAGAUUGUUUGAUAGGAUGUGUGAAAGGGAUGCUGUUUCAUGGAAUGCAGUGAUAAGCUGUUAUGCCUCUGAAGGAAUGUGGAGAGAAGCGUUUGAGCUUUUUGAUAAAAUGUGGUUUUCGGGUGUAGAAGUCAAUGUGAGAACUUGGAACAUUGUUUCUGGAGGUUGUUUGCAUACAGGAAACUACGUAGGAGCUUUGGGUUUAGUCUCUAGGAUGAGGAGUUUCCACACGAGCUUAGAUCCUGUGGCUGUGAUUAUUGGUUUGAAGGCUUGCUCGCUCUUAGGAGCAAGACGGUUAGGCAGAGAGAUUCACGGUUUCGCAGUUCGGAGUUCUUACGACGGGAUUGAGAAUGUUCGGAACACGUUGAUCACUAUGUACUCGAAAUGCGAUGACCUUAGGCACGCCUUUUCAGUGUUUCAACAGAUUGAGGAAAACAGUUUGAGUACUUGGAACUCUCUCAUCUCCGGUUAUGCGCAAGCGAACAGAUCAGAGGAAGCUUCUUACCUUCUCAGGGAGAUGUUGCUUGCUGGCCUUCAGCCAAAUUCUAUCACGCUCGCAAGCAUUCUUCCUCUUUGUGCUCGGGUUGCAAAUUUGCAACAUGGGAGAGAGUUUCAUUGCUACAUCCUCAGGCGCAAGUGCUUCAAGGACAGUACAAUGCUGUGGAACUCUCUAGUCGAUGUUUAUGCAAAGUCAGGAGAAAUUGUAGCUGCAAAGAGAGUAGCUUAUUUGAUGAGCGAGAGAGACGAAGUAACAUACACUUCCUUGAUAGAUGGGUACGGAAGUCAAGGUGAAGGACGAGUUGCCUUGGCCCUGUUCAAGGAGAUGAUCAGAUCCGGUUUGAAACCUGACCAUAUAACCAUGGUUGCGGUUCUAUCAGCUUGCAGUCAUUCCAAGUUAGUUCAUGAAGGCCAACGGCUAUUCGUGGAGAUGGAGUGUGUGUAUGGUAUAAGUCCUUGUCUUCAACACUUUUCUUGUAUGGUUGAUCUCUAUGGUAGAGCAGGUCUCCUUGGGGAAGCUCGAGAUGUAAUUCAAAAGAUGCCUUAUGUGCCGUCCAGUGCCAUGUGGGCUACUCUACUGAACGCUUGUCACAUCCACGGGAACACAAAUAUUGGUGAAUGGGCAGCAGAAAAGCUCAUGGAGAUGAGGCCAGACAACCCGGGACACUACGUGUUGAUCGCAAAUAUGUAUGCAGCUGCUGGUUCUUGGGAUAAGCUUGCUGAAGUAAGGACUUUCAUGAGGAAUUUGGGUGUGAAAAAGGUUCCUGGGAGUGCUUGGAUUGAUACAGGCUCUGGGUUUACACUGUUCUCGGUGGGGGACACAUCUCAAUCAUGUGAAACUUAUCCUCUGUUAGAUGGACUGAAUCAGCUGAUGAAAGACACUGCUUGUUAUGCUGUCAAUGAGGAUCAAAGUUCAGAUGAAGAACUUCUUCCAGAAGUAGGAUGA
This is a messenger RNA of Microthlaspi erraticum, 2169 nucleotides long. Lineage: Eukaryota; Viridiplantae; Streptophyta; Magnoliopsida; Brassicales; Brassicaceae. The record is from the annotation of a GenBank genome assembly.